UCACAGCGGUGAGCAUCCUAUUCUUCAUCGGGAUUUAAGACCCUCGAACGUUCUUCGAGAUGUACAAGGAAAUUUUUUAGUCGCUGACUUUGGUAUAAGUCAUAUGUUAUCUGAUGAAACUUCGACACAUUGGAGCAUACAAAGAGGAGCUAAAUAUUGGAUAGCUCCAGAGUCAUAUAACGCAUCAGAUGAUACAAUUAAUAAAGUUCGUUACAAAAAAGAGUCUGACAUUAUGAAUGCCGGAAUGGUGGCUUAUUAUGUUGCAACAAAGGGGAAACAUCCUUUUGGAAUUGAACGGCAUAGAUUGGACAACAUUUUGAAAGGAAACCCAGUUGGCUUGGACGAAAUCAAGGAUGCCACGCUCAAAGACCUUUUAUCGUGGAUGCUACAGCUAAAACCGGAAGACAGACCAUUGGCCAACGAAGCGUUAAAACACCCUUAUCUACAAACCGAUAAGGAGAAUUUCGAUUUUCUGUGUGAUGUUGGGAAUGAACCAGAAAUAAAGACAUCAUCUCCACAUUCUCUUCCCUCAAAUCUUCGUAAGCAGUUGAAUCUUUCAAUAAAUUGGAUGGACCGUAUCGAUCCUGAAUUCUUUAAUCAUUUCAAUAAAGUAUCCGACUCUACAUGGUUAGGUUGCCUAAGAUUUUUACGAAACGUUCGCCAGCAUUGGCAUGAUAAACCUCGUCCACAACUGUCAUCAUGUGUUAAAGAUGGAAACUAUCAAGAGUAUUUUCUUCAACUUUUUGAGGAACUGCCUUAUCUAGUUCACAGAGCCAUAAGAUUGAGUGCCUGGAAGGCAAGACCUGAUCUAGAGAAACAUUUUCCAAACAGUGAACAUCCUGUAAAACUUAAAGAAGGCAAGAGAAAGAAAAGCGAAGGUGUUAUUGACUACGCUGAUCUUAACGACGAGAUCAACGAUUUGUCAGAUAUCCAAAGAUAGUGAAGAGUACCUACGAAUCAUGGUGAUUUAGAGACUUUGGCAUAUUUUUAUCGUAUGACAGAAAAUCCCAGAAGAAAAGAGGUGUCUGCUCGAAAUAUCAAGGUGUAUGUUUUAUUAUCUGUGGAUUUUACAAUGAUUCACAGUUUGUUUAUCAUCAACCAUUCAGGGGAUAUAUUUCUGGAAAAACAUUGGAGAAGUGUUUUGGGAUGCUCUGUUUGUGAUUUAUUCUUCGAAGCUCAAGGAAAGGCUACUUCUCCAGAAGACAUUCCUCCUGUAAUUGCAACAGGAUUCAGUUAUCUCAUCAGUAUAUUUCGCCAUGAUCUCUUCUUUGUUUCUGUUGUUGAAAAUGAAGUUCCACCUUUGUUUGUGAUUGAAUUUCUUCAUCGAGUGGUUGACUUGAUCAAAGAAUAUUUCUCUGACUGUACUGAAACAAUCAUUAAAGAAAAUUGUGUCAUUGUAUAUGAGUUAUUGGAAGAGAUGUUGGAUAAUGGAUUCCCUCUUGCUACAGAGUCAAAUGUUCUUAAAGAGUUGAUAAGACCUCCUAGUAUAGUUAGAAAUGUUGUUAAUGAAGUGACUGGAGACAGCAAUAUGAGCAGUCAUCUCCCAACUGGUCAAUUGUCCAAUGUUCCAUGGAGAGGAACUGGUAUAAAAUAUGCAAAUAAUGAGAUUUAUUUUGAUGUAGCCGAAAGCAUUGAUGCCAUCAUUGAUAAACAGGGCUCCACCAUAUUUUCAGAAAUACAAGGAACUAUUGACUGCAACUGUAAAUUAUCUGGCAUGCCUGAUCUCAAUAUGUGUUUUACAAAUCCUCGUAUCCUUGAAGAUGUCAGUUUUCAUCCUUGUCUUCGCUUCAGAAGAUGGGAGUCUGAACGAAUUUUGUCAUUCGUCCCCCCGGAUGGUUGUUUUCGUUUAAUAUCAUAUAAUGUGGCAACCGGAGUAAAUAUGCUACCAUUGUUUGCAAAGCCUCGUGUCUUGUUUCAAGAGGGCGGAAGUGGAAGAUUUGAAUUGUCGAUAAGUUCAAAACCAGUUAUGGAUCGAGAAUGUUGUCGUGACUGUUCCAUUUCCUAAACAAGUUCUCAACCUUAACUUGACUACAAACG
Messenger RNA from Xenia sp. Carnegie-2017, 2037 nucleotides. RefSeq names its product AP-3 complex subunit mu-1-like. The coding region runs from base 995 to 2005 and encodes 336 amino acids. Gene Ontology annotation, biological process: mRNA processing; endocytosis; intrinsic apoptotic signaling pathway in response to endoplasmic reticulum stress. The record is from RefSeq and is a predicted model, not a curated record. The transcript has 19 exons. Lineage: Eukaryota; Metazoa; Cnidaria; Anthozoa; Malacalcyonacea; Xeniidae. Gene Ontology annotation, cellular component: clathrin adaptor complex; cytoplasmic vesicle; IRE1-TRAF2-ASK1 complex. Gene Ontology annotation, molecular function: protein serine/threonine kinase activity; RNA endonuclease activity; ATP binding.